AUGAGUAGGACCUGGACCUUGUUUCCGGGGAACAGGACCUUACACUGGCCCCGGGACGAGCUUGUCAACAUCCUUGGGACUCUAGAUUCCGACUCCUGAGUCAGAACUCCUACUCCCUAUGCAGCCAAGAUACGAUCCGGAUUUCUGUUCCUGGCAGAGUGUGAGUUCCUGGGGAAGAAGGAACGGAGGUGACCCUGUCCCCCAAGCCCUCGGGAAGCGAAGGGUUAACGCAGGUGGCCCCGCAAAAGCCCCUAGUACCGCUAGAGGGACCAUCUCGGCCCCACAGCCGGGCGGCUUCGCGGUCACGUGGGAGUGAGGGCGGGACCCAACGAGAGGCCGACCAAUAGACUGCGCUGUCGGUGGGCCUGAUAGCCAAUAGGAGCAGGGAGAGGGGUCCCGGGACUAGGAAGAAACGGCGGCCGGGAGGGGGCUACUGGGACCAUGGGGCUUCUGACCAUUCUGAAGAAGAUGAAGCAGAAAGAGCGGGAGCUGCGACUGCUCAUGCUAGGCCUGGACAAUGCUGGCAAAACAACCAUCCUCAAGAAGUUCAACGGGGAAGACAUUGACACCAUCUCCCCGACACUGGGCUUCAACAUUAAGACCCUGGAACACCGGGGAUUCAAGCUGAACAUCUGGGAUGUGGGCGGCCAGAAGUCCCUGCGGUCCUACUGGCGCAACUACUUCGAGAGCACGGACGGCCUCAUCUGGGUGGUGGACAGCGCCGACCGCCAGCGGAUGCAGGACUGCCGCCGGGAGCUCCAGAGCCUGUUGGUGGAGGAGCGCCUGGCCGGAGCGACCCUCCUCAUCUUCGCCAACAAGCAGGACCUCCCCGGAGCGCUGUCCUCCAACGCCAUCCGCGAGCCGCAGCCGGGGGAAGGCAGACCUGCCAGUGUUUUCCUUCAACAUAACAGCAGCCAGCCAGUAGCCAGUGCUGCCCGGCCAGGCGCUUUGCAUGGAUUAACUCAUUCAGUCCUCACCCCAGCCUCUCCAACCAGGCACUGUUAUUACCCUUCUGCAGGCCCUGGAGCUGGACUCCAUCCACAGCCACCACUGGUGCAUCCAAGGCUGCAGCGCCGUCACCGGGGAGAACCUCUUGCCUGGCAUCGACUGGCUCCUGGACGACAUUUCCAGCCGCAUCUUCACAGCCGACUGAAGCACUCCGGAUGCCCUCCCCCCCCCGCCCCGCCCCACCAUCCAGCCCCCCUGCCCCCAGCCCUCACCAGGCGCCAUCCACCAAGGGGAUGGCAGUCAGCCAGCCUGACUGCCACCCCUGCCCCACUCCGUAACCUGCUGCUGCUGCUAACUGCCCACUGCUGCUCGGCGGCCGGCCGGCUCCCCUGGCUGGAGGACCACCGCCCUGGCUGUCCCCCUGGCUCCUGACCCGGCGCGCCCGCAGCUGCCACACCACGAGGAGACAGGGCUGGGGCCGGGAGGGGGCCGCCUCUGCUGCUACCAAGGCUGUGGGCCUCACCCUUUGCUCAGCUGUGAGAAUAAACCGCUCCCUGCCCCACUU
Molecule: messenger RNA, 1513 nt
Organism: Hyaena hyaena (striped hyena)
Lineage: Eukaryota; Metazoa; Chordata; Mammalia; Carnivora; Hyaenidae
Gene: ARL2
Product: ADP ribosylation factor like GTPase 2
Exons: 6
Coding region: 442-1380 (312 amino acids)
Biological process (GO): protein folding
Cellular component (GO): microtubule cytoskeleton; cytoplasm
Molecular function (GO): GTP binding; GTPase activity
Source: RefSeq, a predicted model, not a curated record